Molecule: messenger RNA, 420 nt
Organism: Cooperia oncophora
Lineage: Eukaryota; Metazoa; Nematoda; Chromadorea; Rhabditida; Trichostrongylidae
Source: the annotation of a GenBank genome assembly
AUGGCCGCAGCAGCGAAAGGAAAAAUCCUUGCUGUCAUAGGAGAUGAGGACACUGUGGUAGGAUUCCUUCUUGGUGGAGUUGGAGAGCUAAAUAAGGCGAGGAAGCCGAACUAUUUGAUUGUGGAUAAGCAUACUGGAGUUCAAGAAAUUGAAGAGGCCUUCAGGUCGUUUGUUGCUCGCGACGAUAUUGCCAUCAUCCUUAUUAAUCAACACAUUGCGGAAAUGAUCAGAUAUGUGGUUGAUCAGCACACGGCAUCUAUACCAGCAGUUGAUCAGCACACGGCGUCUAUACCAGCAGUGUUAGAAAUUCCUAGCAAGGAAGCUCCAUACGAUCCUAGCAAGGCAAGCUUUGCUGCCCAUUUCUCGGAUAGUAUCCUCAACCGAGCUCGUGGUCUUUUCAACCCGGAUGACUUCCGUUAG